UAGCCGGCUGCUCCCGCUGCGGCUGGCUCUGACUGUUGCUGUGGUUGCCUGAGUUGCUGCUGCUGCGGCGGCGGCGACGGCGGCGGCGGCAGUGGCAGCGUUAGCCGCGGUACUGGUGGAGGUGUCGGCCUUUGGGCGGAUGUUGACAUUGUGUUGUUGUUAUCGCUGAUGAUAAUGGCGGCGGCGGCGACGGCGACGGCCGGGACCCCAUCUCCUCUGUAGCCGGAGCCGAGGCAGCCAAGACCGAUUUCCGCGGCCUCUGAGCCCGCGGCAGCGACUCCCCUCAGCCUCCGCCGCCUCGCCAGCCCGCACCCCCGGCCCCAGCCCUUGGAGUCAGUCCCCUUUGAGUAGGGGGUCUUGGAGGCUCAGGAUGGCGGAUUUCGACGAGAUCUAUGAGGAGGAGGAGGACGAGGAGCGGGCCCUGGAAGAGCAGCUGCUCAAGUACUCGCCGGACCCAGUGGUGGUCCGCGGCUCCGGUCACGUCACCGUAUUUGGACUGAGCAACAAAUUUGAAUCAGAAUUCCCUUCAUCAUUAACUGGAAAAGUAGCUCCCGAAGAAUUUAAAGCCAGCAUCAACAGAGUUAACAGUUGUCUUAAGAAGAACCUUCCUGUUAAUGUACGUUGGCUACUUUGUGGCUGCCUUUGUUGCUGCUGCACAUUAGGUUGCAGUAUGUGGCCAGUUAUUUGCCUCAGUAAAAGAACACGAAGAUCGAUUGAGAAGUUAUUAGAAUGGGAAAACAAUAGGUUAUACCACAAGCUGUGCUUGCACUGGAGACUGAGCAAAAGGAAAUGUGAAACGAAUAACAUGAUGGAAUAUGUCAUCCUCAUAGAAUUUUUACCAAAGACACCGAUUUUUCGACCAGAUUAGCAUUUACUUUAUUUAUAGAGACUUUCCAAGUAUGUUGUCUUUCCAAUGGUGCCUUGCUUGGUGCUCUCCUGGUGGUGACAUAACAUUGGUUCUACAGAAUCGUGUGGUGUUUUUUUGUUUUUUUUUGUUUCGUUUCGUUUUGUUUUGUUUUUAAAAUAACCGCAUGUUCUAAGUGUGCAUUUUUGUCAAACUUUGCAAGUUAUUUCAUACAAAUGUUUAAUACUUAAGUUAUUGUGCUCUUUUCUGUUAUGUAUUCUGAUUUUCAAGGAUUACUUUUUGUAUUAUCGAAAAAAUACAUUUGAAAUUAGCAUAAAAAGUGGCCAGCCUUUUUUAUUUUAUCACCAAGGUACACACAGUCUUUUAUUUAUUAAUGCCAUAAUAUAGAAGAACACUUUUGUAAGGCUCUACUUAUCUAUUCUAGCAAGCACAAAAAAUUGUAUUAUUUUUCUUCCUUUUAAAAUUUAAAAUAGUUAUUAUUUUAAAAUAGUAAGUUUUCUUUACUAGCUUUUUGGAACCUAAUAUAUCCUUUCCCAUUCAAUUCCUAACGCUCUGUUUACAGCAGAAAUAUCUGUAACAUUAUGAAGACCUAUCAAAUUUUUGAAAGUAUUUCUGUCUUCAGAGGUAGUAAGGCAGGAUUAAAUUAUUUUUAUUAGAAUAGAUAAAUAACGAAUGGUAUGCAUGCUCCUAAUGGUUUCUAGAGCUCAGGAUCACAAAAUAUAGUAGCAUUACAGUCUGUGUAUAUUUUUGAUCAAGAUAAUAAUGGCCUUACUUGUGUUAUUUUUUAUUGUUUAUCAAAUCUUAUAUAGAAAAGUAUGGAAAUACUCCUUUUAAAGAUUUCUAAGGAAAAUAUUUCUCCCAAUCUAACAUAAUUGCAGAAUGGAUAUAUGUUUCUGAAAGGUUUUUGAAAGAAAGCAGAAGUUCUUGAAUUAAAAGUGAGCUGGUGUUUAAUACCCCAUUGAUACUUAGAACAGAUUAUUACUAAGAAAUGGAGGAGAGAUCUAGUACUGUUUUUAUCCACUAGUUUGCUUUCAGUCCAGUUAUGUAUACUUUUUUGAUUAAGAAUGUGACAUAUAAGUAUGAAUCAGAUUAGCUAGUUUCUUUUAAACAUACACAAACAUACAUAUUUUUUCCUUCCUUUUGUUGUACAUAUCUCCAUGCAUUUUAAACUUUCUAAAUUUCUGAAUGGCCUAUGUGUAAAUUUUUGUUUUUAUAAACGUGAAAUUAUACAAGUUUUAAUGUGUGUCAAGAACUUGUUCCAUACAACUGUGGUAUCUAGCAAUAAUGUGAAUAACUUUUGAAAUUAUAUAAACUAUGCUUACUAAUUUGUAUUGAGAAUUGGUACCACUAUACAAUAUCUUUUCUCCUUGUAUUAAAUCUUUUAAAUACCA
Molecule: messenger RNA, 2256 nt
Organism: Neogale vison (American mink)
Lineage: Eukaryota; Metazoa; Chordata; Mammalia; Carnivora; Mustelidae
Gene: CHIC2
Product: cysteine rich hydrophobic domain 2
Exons: 6
Coding region: 371-868 (165 amino acids)
Source: RefSeq, a predicted model, not a curated record